This is a messenger RNA of Acanthosepion pharaonis, 1173 nucleotides long. The record is from the annotation of a GenBank genome assembly. NCBI's taxonomy places the organism in Eukaryota, Metazoa, Mollusca, Cephalopoda, Sepiida, Sepiidae.
AUGUGUUUAUAUUUACGGGCGGUGAAAUAUUCCAGAUUUUGGGAGGGUGGACUUGGUGAGAUCUUUUCAAAAUCUACUGGUAUCUAUCUAUCUAUCUAUCUAUCUAUCUAUCUAUCUAUCUAUCUAUUCAGUCCUAAUGUCAUUUUAUCUAUCUAUCGAUCUUCCUACUUUUCAAAAUCUACUCGUAUCUAUCUGUCUAUUUCAAUCUGCUCAUAUCUAUCUAUCUAUCUAUCUAUCUAUCUAUCUAUCUAUCUAUAUUCAUUCCAUUGCCGUUUCUAUCUAUCUAUCUAUCUAUCUAUCUAUCUAUCUAUAUUCAUUCCAUUGCCGUUUCUAUCUAUCUAUCUAUCUAUCUAUCUAUCUAUCUAUCUAUCUAUCUAUCUAUAUUCAUUCCAUUGCCGUUUCUAUCUAUCUAUCUAUCUAUCUAUCUAUCUAUCUAUCUAUCUAUAUUCAUUCCAUUGCCGUUUCUAUCUAUCUAUCUAUCUAUCUAUCUAUCUAUCUAUCUAUCUAUCUAUCUAUCUAUAUUCAUUCCAUUGCCGUUUCUAUCUAUCUAUCUAUCUAUCUAUCUAUCUAUCUAUAUUCAUUCCAUUGUCGUUUCUAUCUAUCAUCUAUCUAUCUAUCUAUCUAUCUAUCUAUCUAUCUAUCUUCAUCUAUAUUCAUUCCAUUGUUAUCUUCUAUCUAUCUAUCUAUCUAUCUAUCUAUCUAUCUAUCUAUCUAUCUAUCUAUCUAUCUAUUCAGUCCCAAACUCUUUUCAUCUAUCUAUCUUCCUGUGUUUCGGGAGGUGUACUUAGUGGGACGUUUCAAAAUCUACUAGUAGGUAUCUAUCUAUUUGUCUAUUUCAUCUGCUUAUAUCUAUCUAUCUAUCUAUCUAUCUAUCUCACGACUGAAACAAAGUAUACACUUUCUUCCUCUCUUUGUUUCGCCUUUUUCUUUCCUUCUUUUUCUUCUGUAGACAGCUCGGUUUCCAAAUCCGGCUCACUGCAACAGGGAUGUACACUUUCUUCCUCUCUUUGGUUUUCUUCUUUCUUUCCUUCUUCUUCUUUAAACAAUUCAGCUUAUAACAGAGGUAUACACUUUCUUCUCUGGUUUUCCUUUUUCUUUCUUUACACAAUUCAACUUGUAACAGAGGUAUAUGCUUUCUUCUCUGGUUUCCUUUUUUCUUUAAACGCAGGCUGA